UCCCCCAUACUUCACGUCAAGACCUCUCAGGCCUGUCACUGCAACCACACUCUCUGCAACUCAGAAAAAAUUUAAUCAUUAUAUCAUAACCCUUUGUCCUUCAUCAAUCAUCAUCACUUCUCUUUCACAUUCCCUCUCUCUCUCUUUCUCUCUCAAACCCAGAAAGCUUUCAUUUCCUUUCAUGGCAGAAAACUUUGAAUCCUUCCAUGUACCACAGCAAAACAGAAGAAACAAGCUUCGUUUCACUUCUCAAACCAGCCAAGAAGUGCAAAAUCCACCAACCCUCAUGAACCCUUCUCCAUCUCCUCCGUUCUCCUCCCUUCAAAACCCUAAAGAUCAUCACUUGAUGAGCUACCACCCUCAGGGUUUAUCUUUGUCUCUUUCAUUUCAACUCGACAGCCAAAGAUGCAAUGCUGUUUCAGUUUAUGGAGAUUUCUUGAAGCAGAAUGGCGAAAUCACAAGUUCUUUCCCUCUUGGUCCGUUUACUGGCUAUGCAACAAUCUUGAAAAGUUCAAGGUUCCUGAAACCUGCACAGCAGAUUUUGGAUGAUCUUUGUGGUACUGCAAAUUAUGAAGUUUUGAAUCUUUCUUUGGAUUUCUUGAACGAAAGUGAAGUUAUUAUGCGAGAAAGUGUUGCUUUUGCUGAUCAUAUAGAGCAUCGAUGGAAGAAUUCAAAGUUGAUCUUGAUGCUUGACGAGGUAUACAGAAGAUACAAGCUCUAUUGCCAGCAAAUGCAAUCAGCUGUUGCUUCAUUUGAAACUGUUGCUGGUCUUGGACAUGCAGCUCCUUACAUUUGUUAUGCUAUCAAAACUAUUUCAAAGCAUUUCACUUGCUUGAAGAAUGCCCUUUUGGACCAAAUUCAUUUCACAUGCAAGACUUCUGAUGAUGGCAACAUCAUCAGUGGUGAAAGGAUUCCAAGGUUCUGGGCAGCUGAUGAGCAAAACCAAAAUCAAAGUCUCAACAUCAGUUUUCUUCAACAUCCUGUUUGGAGAUCACAACGAGGACUCCCAGAUCAUGCAGUUGCUGUCCUGAAGAAAUGGUUAUUCGAACACUUCCUGCACCCCUAUCCCUCUGACUCAGAAAAGCAGAUUCUUGCUCAACAGACAGGUCUGUCAAGGACUCAGGUUUCUAACUGGUUCAUCAAUGCAAGAGUUAGACUUUGGAAACCAAUGGUAGAAGAAGUUUACAAGCUUGCAUCUCAGCAAGCUCAAUCACCAUUAGAAGCAGUCAACCACAAUCCCAGUUUCCUUCUGCCUGAUUUCUCUGCGGAGAAUCUGUCGCAAAUCCAAACAACUCAGCCCCAGAAGCCCGACGAUAUCCAAGCCAAACGCUCCAGAAACCAAGAGCUAGCUGAUAUAUCCAUGCAGAGACGAGAUCUGAGGAAUGCAUUUAACAAUUCUUCGAGCCAUUACCAAGCUGCUGUCAAUGGAAGCAAUGGAGUUUCUUUGGCAUUAGGACUCCAUCAAAAUAUUGGGAUUGAUUUGUCAAGAUCAGUUCCCAUGAACUUAGCUCACCAUGUAAACUUGGAAAUGAUCAGUAUGAUGGAUUCAGCAUCGGCUGCAAGUUUACAGGCACAGAACCAGCAGUUUGGGAAGCAAUAGAGGGUUAAGAUAUUAAGAUUGCCCAAAAUUUUCUGGAUGUAGUUUUCUGCUUUUCUUAAUUGUGCUUAAAGUAUAAAACACACUUUAGAUUUUAAUGCAACUUCAACUCGGCAAUCUUCUUAUUUUA
Molecule: messenger RNA, 1727 nt
Organism: Manihot esculenta (cassava)
Lineage: Eukaryota; Viridiplantae; Streptophyta; Magnoliopsida; Malpighiales; Euphorbiaceae
Product: BEL1-like homeodomain protein 9
Exons: 4
Coding region: 182-1600 (472 amino acids)
Biological process (GO): regulation of transcription by RNA polymerase II
Molecular function (GO): RNA polymerase II cis-regulatory region sequence-specific DNA binding; DNA-binding transcription factor activity, RNA polymerase II-specific
Source: RefSeq, a predicted model, not a curated record